Cryptomeria japonica (Japanese cedar) is the source of this 1007-nucleotide messenger RNA. RefSeq names its product TLC domain-containing protein At5g14285. Bases 102 to 824 code for a protein of 240 amino acids. The transcript has a single exon. Lineage: Eukaryota; Viridiplantae; Streptophyta; Pinopsida; Cupressales; Cupressaceae. The record is from RefSeq and is a predicted model, not a curated record. Gene Ontology annotation, cellular component: membrane.
GAGAAGACAGAAGCUUUAUUAAUUAAAUAAACAAGCAGAACACAGAGGAUCAGAGAGGAGGAGCUGAGAAGAGAAGAGGAGAGGAGAGGAGAAGAAAAGAAAUGUUUGGAUUAGCAGGGGCUGUGGCGUUUUUCAUUACACAGUAUUCAUUAGCAUACUUCAUUUUAUUCAGAAAGUACAGGAAACCAGAGCGGUGGGAGGCAGCGAGCUGUACAAUAUCCAUGGCCCACGGUCCCCUGGUAACAGUCCUGGCGGCCUAUGACAUUGCUGUUUCGAAAUGGCAGCUGGACGCCCCUAAUACAGGGCUAGAGAGGGCCGUGAUGGAGUACAGUAUAGCCUAUUUCAUGGUGGAUUUGUUCCAUUACUUGCUGUUUGUGCCAGGGAAGCUGCUUUUCGUUGCCCACCAUCUGGCCACCGCCUUUGUCAUGGCGAGCUGUCGUUUCUAUGCAGGGCAUGGUGCACAGGCUCUAAUGGCCUUGCUCUGUGUGGCGGAGAUCACGAGUGCUUGCCAGAACACUUGGUCUUUGUCGAUGUUUGCAAUGCAUGUUGAGCCCACAAGGGCAAGGAGAAUCCAUGAGGCGGUUUGUGUUCCAUUCUAUGUCUUGUACAGCGUGGCAAGAGGAAUUGUGGCGCCCCUGCUUGCGUGGCGGCUGAGCUGUUUCUAUUUGGGUGGCAGGGCAGAUGGUGUUAUGCCCAGGUGGUUGGUGCAGUGCUGGAUGGGCAUUGUGGUCUUGGCUAUAUUGGCUAGUGUCUUGUGGGUUGUUGAUUUGUGGGUUGAGUUUUUUAGAGCUUGUAGGAAGAAGAAUUCAGUGAAGGUGUGCUGAUUUCAGAUGAUGGUUCUAGGAUCUUGGGUCUCUGUGAACAGGGGAGCUUGAUCAUGUAAAUGAUUUGUAAUUUGGGAAGACUGGAGGGGAUGGCUCUGAGAGCCGGAAUUUCAUGUCCGGACAGGUAACUUGUGAGCACUUUGUCUUCGAAAAGAUUAAUGGAAAUGGAAAAUAAUUGUAGCA